UAGCGCUUAAAUAUAGGUGUAAUUCAUUACCGGAAACCGUUUGCCCCGUAUUUCAGCAGCGAAAGCUGAGUCAUUUGCGGCACCCUUUUGCCUCUGCGACACCUUUCAGGACUUCCGAGGGCUCUUCUUUUCAGACCUUUCCUGCCACAGGGGUUGAAUCCUGCGCACAACAUUCCCGCUAUGGAGGCAUAUUCAAUUUCUGGCUUGAGGACAAGGGGCAUCCACGUUGCGCGUCAGGGACCGCUGCACAUUCCGCAAUGCCGUCACAUCAGCAAGAGGAAGUGCGCCGUGGCCGCCGCUCCCCCGGAUCCGGGCUCAACAGCACCGUCUGAGCCCAAGUCAGCAAUUUCUCCGACGCCUGCCUUCAUCAGCUCUCCUGCGACCGGAAACAUUGUACCCUUUAAUACUUCUCCUUCCGUCACAGCCAAAGAUGGCACGGUCUCCAAAGCCAAACAGGCGCCAAUGGACGGUAACGAAGCAACUGCUCAAAUCGCCUACGCGGUCUCGGACGUCUCUUUCAUUUACCCUAUCACCCCUUCAACGAACAUGGGCGAGUUCGUUGACCAAUGGGCUUCUGAGGGCCGCCGCAAUGUGUUUGGGAAUGUGAUGAGCGUCACGGAGAUGGAGAGCGAG
Molecule: messenger RNA, 633 nt
Organism: Astrephomene gubernaculifera
Lineage: Eukaryota; Viridiplantae; Chlorophyta; Chlorophyceae; Chlamydomonadales; Astrephomenaceae
Source: the annotation of a GenBank genome assembly